Messenger RNA from Saccostrea echinata, 1179 nucleotides. Its product is annotated as putative leucine-rich repeat-containing protein DDB_G0290503. The record is from RefSeq and is a predicted model, not a curated record. Lineage: Eukaryota; Metazoa; Mollusca; Bivalvia; Ostreida; Ostreidae. Bases 60 to 887 code for a protein of 275 amino acids. The transcript has 2 exons.
UUACAUUUUGAUGUGGCGAGGAAAAAUUACUUUCGCACAGCUCAGCGGAAUGAGUAAUCAUGGAUAUAAAUGACCAGUCAAAGGCAAGAGAUGACAAUCAAAAACAGAACGAGGAUAAAUCAUCCUUGGGAAAUGUUGAUUUACAAAAGUUUUCUUCCUCUUUUGACAAAUGGUACGCCUCCACUCUGUCUUUGCUGAAAACAAACACAGAUCUUACAAACGAAUUGGAUCUUCAAAGGACAGCCAACAAGAGUCUGAACGAGAAGAUGAAAAGUCUGACCACCGAAAACCAGAAAAUGCAGGACUCGCUGAAUAGUCUGUACUGUAAAAUGUAUGUGUAUUGCGACUUAGAGGAAGAAAUCGUGGCUCUGAGAGAGAAAAUUAAAACAAAAGACGAGGAGAACUUACAUAUCGUGGAGAAGAUGAGACAAUUACAGGAAUCAUACAAUGAGAAAGAAAAGUCAUUGCAGCAGGAUUACAAAAAUCAGAUGGAAGCUUUACGAAUGGAACUCUCUGAGACACUAGAAAAUACGACGAAACACCAUGAUGAAAUGAUUCAAAAGAAAGUCCUAGAACUGGAAGACCUUGAUAAAGUUUUGAAGAAACGAGAUGCGGAUCACAAUGCAGAAGUGACGCGUUUAUCGAUGGAAUGGGAAGAUAAAAUAUCAGAACUUAAACAGCGGCUCCAACAGCAACAGACAAAGCCAAGCUGUUCUAGUAAUCAGGAGAUCUUCCGAAUGAAGUUCCUGAAUCUAAAACAGGAGUAUGACGGCGAAAUGAGGAGACUUCAGCAGAUCAUACAGACUUUAGAAGACAGACUUCGAACACGCUCCGACACUACCGUGACACAGACUGGACGCCCUAGUCUAAAGAAAAGGAAGCUAUAACUUCAGAGCGGUAUCCUGUCAAUUUUCCCAUGACGAAAGUGAAGAACCAUGAGAUAACUCUAGAUUAUUUACAGUUUUAUUACGAAAAAAAAAGAACUUACAUUGUGAGAUACGAGUAUACAACAAUGAUAAUGAAAACAAUCAAUAAGAUGAACGAAAAGAUACACAGAUGACAAAAAUAAAAUACACAUUUGUUAAAUAAUAAUGUUAUCAACGAUAAAAUGGAGGUAAAUGUAUUUCUUAAGGACUUUAAAUUUGCUUUGAUUAAAGUAGGAAAAGCUUUACAUCUUAU